Messenger RNA from Lymnaea stagnalis (great pond snail), 8394 nucleotides. NCBI's taxonomy places the organism in Eukaryota, Metazoa, Mollusca, Gastropoda, Lymnaeidae. The record is from the annotation of a GenBank genome assembly.
UUUUGCGUUAUCAGGGGGCGGUACUCUUGAGCCUUUUCGAUUUUGUCCUUGAAGCAAAAAAAAUAACGAUAACAACAAUGACAAUUUACUAUAAAUUCAACGGUAUUACUCAGAAUUUAAAUGCUGCUCCUCAAGAUGCCGCUAUGGGUCGCCCAAUAACACCUCAAGUAAAUAAUUUAUCAAUUUUAUAUUUGUAAAAACGUAUAAUUUUAUAGUAUAGGUCCUUAUCUUAUGAUUAUGAGUUAUUUCUCAAAAUAUCUGACUAUAAUAUUGACUAUUGUAUGUAUAGUAUAGUAUAAUCAAAUGUAGGCCUAAGCCUAAAGAAUAGGCCUAAUUGAUGGGCCUAAUAUUUAUUUAAUAAUAAUAAUAACUAAACUAUAAAUUAAAUAUAGUCAUAGUGAUAAUGUCUAAUACUAUAAUAUUUUAUUUAAAUAUUAAUAGUAGUAGUAGGUAUGCCUAUUUGGUCCCACUUGGAUAAAAUUUUCAAAUUGAACAAAUUAAGAAAUUAACACAUCUGUAAGAUAGCCCUUGUUAAAUUGAAGUAAUAAUAUGGGUAAACGUUGGGGACGCCUGCAACUUUUUUAUUGAUGGCCGCCAUCUUGGUUGCCACGACACGUGAAGCGGCCAAAAAGUAGUGCAAAACAGGUGUUAUGAAAAAGGGAAAAUGGGGGGGGGGGGGGGGGGGGGAAAAAUAGAGACCAAAAGAAAAUGUGGUCAUUAAAAAAAAAAGAAUAAAAAUGAAAGGAAAGAAACAGGGAGACACGUGAAUUAAAUUGCGUUUGGCGUGAUCUUCUAGUUGGAGUGGGGACUCACUUGAAAACCUAAAAAAAACCUAAGAAACAGACCCCUCCCCAGAACCCCUCCCCAAUUUAACAAUAUAUAUGUAAUAAGAAAACAAUCGAUCCCUAAACCUAACCUGAAUCCUAAAUCGAUCCCUAAAACUAGCCCUAAAGCUGCGAGUAAAAACACGUGGAAUUUACACGCUGUGGCAGGAAAACUAGGAAAAUGAACAAAAAGAAGAGAAAUGGCCUAAAAUGAUUAUAAAAUAAAGAAGAAAUAAUGAAAACCCAACUUACAGCUUCAUGAAAUACCGUACACUUAUACACACUUUAUUUCAGGUUUCACCGAAAAUAAUAUCCACAACAUGAAGAUACAAAGAAAAGAAGAAAAAUUUUAACUUACCGCGAUGGCGGUAACUGACGUAAUAUUUAAGCACUCCUUUCUAUAUCCGCAUCAUGUUAAAGAAACAGAUAAAAAAAAAUAAUUUAUCUAUUUUUCAGCAAUAUUUCGAACAUUCUCAAAUUUCCAAACAUAAUUUCCACAUAAUCCGCCACUGCUUUAUUAACAAAAACAAUAAAAUAUUAAACAUUCCUCUGGCGCAUGAACACUACUACAUUAAUUAAGAAAAAACAACAUUUCUAAAAAUAAACCAAGGGAAGUGACUACCGAACGUGAACAAUACCCAAAAGAUGCGUGGCAGCCGUCCUCGGUUUUAGCCAUAAUAUGUUUUCAUUUUUCACGUAGCACUUUUGGUCAACAUUAUUAACAAAUUAUAAUUUUUUUUUGUGAAUAAAAGAUCACUUUUUUUAACAUAGAGUUAAAGAUUUGUGACCACUUUUCAAAAAAAAUGUACAAAAAGGCUCAUAACUUUAUUAAAGUUGUCUUUAUAGUAUAGCAGAGUGGACAAAUAAUAUGAAACUUACCAGAAGUGUUCAUCAUCGUAUUGUCAACAUCUUUGUUGCUUUAAAAACUAAAAUAAUUUAAUAGAAUACUUUAAAAAUAUUUUUUAAUGCCAUUAAAAAACUUUUUUUUAAAAAUUGGCUAUUGUUGAGAAUCAUACCCAUGACGUCAUUUGCAUGUUUAUUAUAGUUGCAGUGAAUAAGGGUUUAGGUUAAGUUGUGGGAUCGAUUUAGGGUUCAGGUUAGGCAUCAAUGUUCCCUUUAGGCUGCGCGGCCGCACAGCAAUCUCACAGAUACCGCGCAGCUAAUUUCCCCUUAAGUGUGUGUUUUUGUCUGUAGGCUGUUAAAUUUUGCACACAAAAAAAAAUUGAUGCUGUAAAAAUUUGCACACAAUUUUAUGAUUUUUGCACACGAACCAACAAACCUUAGAGGAAACAUUGUUAGGCAUAGGGAUCAAUUUUGGGUUCAGUUUAGGCAUAGGGAUCGAUUUAGUUUAGGUGUAGUGACAGAAUUAACUGGUUGUGUGAAACAAAAUGACGGAAACCCCGGGUAGCUUUCUCAACAUUUACCAAAAAAUUUAAAAAAUAAUUUUAAAAAAUUAAGACCAAACGUAAUUUAUUUUAAAACAGGAAAUAUAAUAGAGGCAAUUUUACAAUAAAAAUGAUGAUUUAAUUUGAAAAUAUUUGUUAAUAUGUCUAUUAUUUGUAUAGAUAUUACAAUAAAACCUAAUAUUAAUUAAGAUGGAACUUGAUUGGUUUAAGAUUUACAAAAUGUCUUUAGCUUUCUUAUCUGUCAACUAGUCAUAAAUAAUACUGUUUCCUGUUCAUUACUUUCGUUAUCAGCCAUUUUUUUUGUUCAGCUUUAGACACCCAUUAUGGCCAAAAAUAACAAUGUAUUUGUGGUCUUAGAGACUUGAAAUUCGACAUGGUCAUUUUUGAUACAAUUUUACAGGUACACCAGGUCGAUUUAAAAUGGGACAACGAAUAGUUUUCAAAAUAUUGAUAAAUGAGACUUAGCUGCUUUCUCACAUUUCUUUUUAUUUACGACAUACUGAUAUUACUGAAAACAAAAUGGAUGUCGUUAAAGCCUGUUCAUUAACGUAACUAGAACAGUAAUUCGUUCGUUGAUCCGACGUGUCUAGCGGGAAAAAAUAAUUUUUUAGUGAACCCUAUCAUCCAGAACAUCCAAAAAAGCGUCUCAAAACCCUAUGGGCCCCGAUUGCUUCAAAACAGCCUCAUAUCCAAGUACCUAUAGUUAGUAAUGGUCUUAAUAGUCAUAGUCAUAUGAUAGUAUGAUACUACUUGGUCUACUCACUACUGUCUACUGAUUUAAUUCACUUUAAGUUUAGUCAUUUAGCAUACAAACAAAUCAUGUACUUCAUAUAUUCUGUCUUCAAAGCUCUCCUGUCUUGUCUGUAUGUAAGCCUCAGAACUGCAAUAAUUUUCAAAUAUCAAAUAAAAUACUUUUCGUUAGAAAGUGCCCGCACUAUAUGACAGUAUGUUUUGACUUUGGUUGGUCUGGCUUGCUGAACACUGUCUAAAACAAAACAGCAAUUUAAAAAAGAUAACUUUUGACUAAAUCUAGCACCCACUAAAACGUAUCAACUAUUUGAACGUUGCAACAAAAAAAUGGGCUUCAAUUUGUUUUUAUUGACUUACCAAAAGAACCAGAAACUAAGAAAAUAAACUUUUGACAUAGAAUCUAUAACAUACAGCAAAAUGUUAGUGAAGAAAUUACAAAAUUUGUAAGCAUUUAAAUCUUUAGAUAAAAAUCAAUAGUUCUUCUGUUCUUACAAUCACUUUUUCCUCACACCCCAUGUAAAAUGCCACCUCGUACCACCUUGAAAUUUGUGAAAUGCAGUUUGUGAAACCUUGGUGUAGACUGUAGCCUAAAUCUAAAUCCUACAACAUUGGAGAUGACAUAGAGUCAUAGAGCAGGGGUCUGCAAACUAUUGCCUGCGGGCCAUAUUCGGCCAGCAACUUCAGUUUAUCCCAGCCUGCGGGGUCAAAAAGUGAUUUUGAAGUAACAGAAGAAUUAGCAUUUGAGCAUGGUGUGUAUAGCUCAGUAAGGAGAGGGGGGGGGUGUGCUUUCAAAGUGGUAGAAAAGUCUAUUUGCUCACUACAAUUUCACUGAUGGGAAAGAAGACAACUAUGCAAAGCUAUGUUUUCCAUCUAACAAUAUUUAUUUGGAAUCUCAGUCAAAUUAAUUCAAAAGUGACAGCCUAGAAAAAGAUGUCUGAGGUUUCCAAAUGCUUCUCUUGGAUACUUAUCCCCCACUUUCCACACUUCAGGUUGGCCACUGCUAGAUUGUGUAUACUCUCACAAUUGAGCUGACAGGGGACAGAUGGACUGUAACGAACAAUACUCUUUACAUAAUAUAGCUAUAUAUGAAAUAUUUAAUUUUUAAAGUGUAAAAUUAAAACUCUUGUGUUGAAAUAUCUGCUUUGUUUUUAUAAAUUUUAGGCAUUCUCGACAAGUUUGGUCAAAGCUCCAGAUGUCUUUUAUGAUUUCAAGACGGAGGCUAAGGCCCUAUCAGCAACUCGACGCGUAUCAUCCCAGGUUGCAGAUUUAAAGCCUGGACAGUAUCUAGUGCCAAACUCACCCAACUAUAUCAAACUCAUGGAACGUCAAUCCUUAUUUUCUGUAAGAGCAUUAUUUCUUUUAGAUAGAGAAAAUUAAUUUUAUUUUCUUUAUCACAGCCAUGCAUAACAGCUCCCCGAUGUAUCUGUAUUUAUUUUGACACAUGACAUGCAACAAUUAAAAAAAUUGGCAAAAUGGGAGUAAUUUCAUUUUUUAUUUGUAUGGUAUUUUGGAGUAGAAAUUUCAUGUGAAUCUCCUUAGUUUUUUAACGUACUUCAAUGAAUUAUUGGUAUAAAUCUUUUAAGGUCAUUUGAUGCACUAUUUUACAGCAUAUUAUUUGCAAUCAAUUAAAAUAACGGUAAUUUGUCUUAAAAUUCAUUUUUAAUUAAAUAUAUUUGUAAUUAUAUGAAUUAUAGUUUAUUAAAUAACUUUUUAAAACAUUUAUUCAAUUUUACUUUGUGUUAUGUCUUCUAACAUGCACUGAUUUUGCCACAGGAUCAUUAAUAACAAUAAAUUUUGAAUAAAUCAAAUCAAAAUAGACCUUAUUGCUACUUUUCAUAAUAAGAUAAUUUACUAUAAUGAAUAGAUAUUGAGGUUUUCAGCUCCUUAUUGUAGUUGAGUUGAUAACAUGAGCUCAAAUUGAAUAUUCAUUAAUUCUUUAUUCUCAAAUAUGCUACAGGGGUACUGAACUAAUUUAUUAGAAAACUAGGGCUUAACCAGAGGCAGUUUUUUUCACCAGGUCCGGUUAUUUGGAGAAAAUACCCAUGGGUCCAAGAGUUACAAAAAAAGUUAUUGUCUCAUUUUUCUAUAAUAUAUGCUUGCCUUUAAACAAUAGGCCUACACCAGUCCUACACCAUACCCUUGAUCUUUAUUGAUUAAUUUAAUAGUCACCUUCCCCUAAAGAAAAAGUCAACCUGAAUGGAGUUCAGACGUCACUUAUGAAAUCUCGGUGUGUGACAGUUGUUCUUUUUCACUCAAUACUAUACUAUUAAUUUAAAACAUGUGGAGUUGGGGAAGAGCUGGCUGUGAAGAGGAAACAGGACACACCAGAAGCAAAAUUUGUUAUUUAAAUAUUUUUAAGAUGAUAGUAAUAGUGUCUUUCAAAAUGAUGGGAUUUUUAAAAAAAAUAUCUGUAUUUAUAGGAAUUUUGGCCUUAAAAAUUCUUAACCCUUUCCGCUGCAACUGGGUGUAAUACACCUGGAAACAGUCUGUGAUUGCUAUCUCGAGUCACUUUUCAAGUCAUACUCUACCUAAUCCACAAGGUAGUUGGAAUGAAGACCUUGGUGGAUGCCAUUGUAUAAAGCAUGUGAAAGUGACUUUUUUUUUUUGGGCCUAAACUUUAUUUCCAGUCUCUAGCAACUUGGUGUAACACCCGUGCAUAAUUUAAUAGAAUAAAAAAAUGUCUAAACUGGCUUUUGAACAUUUUUUGUUUGCUUGUUUGUUGUAUAUUUGAAUCUGUGUAAUCUAUAAAAUAGUGUUUAAAUUUUGACAAUAAAUAAAUAUUCUAAAUGCAUUUGGGUACCACAAUAAUACCUUGCAUUCAACUUGACCAACCAUUUCAAAACAGUCACAUGAAAAAUAGGAGCUUUGCAGCUCAGCUUGCACUGUUUUUACAUAAAAUAACAGAAUGUUUCUAUGCAAAUAUGUCUAAUUAAAAAAACUUGCUGAGUUAAAGUGAUUUUGGCAGCUAUUUGAAGUAGUAUUUGAAGUGUUUGUAAAGAUUUACAAACACUGGCGAUGUUCUGCCUCACAAUAUCUUGGUGUGUCGGGAUGGAUUGUCUCUACUUGCGGAGGGGUGAGGAAAUGUGCAACGUCAAUAUUGACUGUCUGCUUUCUUCUUGGGACAGUGAGUUGGUCGGAUAUUUAUAUUUAAGUGCCACUGUUGCUCCAAUUGAUGCCAACUCAACAAUUUUGAAAAACACAACCAAAGGUCAACUUUUACUUUUUUUGUAUUCACAGAAAACACCUUCGCCAUUUGGUCCAUGGCGAAUAUGCCUCCUUUGAUUUUAGAGCACAAUCUCUGGUUUCUUGCAUUCAGUUCGUUCCACUUUCUAUAUCUGGAUGAUUGUGUAUUGUGUUCAGGAGCAAUACAUUUUUCUGCUUCGAGCUCUGGUAUUUGACAAGAUUGUUUCUAGUCUGAACAAAAACACUGAUUUGUUGAGGGGCAGAGCCUUCUUUUGCUCAAACCCUUUGGGUAGGAACAUCGUGUUCCGUUUCAAUGUUCUAACUAGGGUAAGUUUGUUCUGAAAUUGCGUCCACUUCCACGGAAGUCUGUUGUGAGAGAAAUCAGUUUCUGGGGAUAUUCCAACAUUUCUCUUUGCUGGCAGGGCACUUGCAUUUUCUUUGCACAGAUUGGGCAGCCUCUGUUUGAAGACGAUUCGCAGGCCCAGAAGAUUUUUUAUUCCAUAUUGCUUUCUUGGUAUAUAUAUUGAAUAAAUCUGCACUGACCUCUGAAACCAACCUGUUGCUCACCCCCUGAGAUGUUCUCUCCAGGAACAAAGUACCUUUCCAAAUUACUCAGGAAUGCUUCUCAUACAUCUCUUAUGGGAGCAAAGAUGUCACAAGCCAGAAAGGAUUGAUCUAGUUUCCUUGUCAAGGCCAGUAUGAAUCAGAAGCUUGCUGUAUCUCUUCAUUGAAAAUGCUGCCCUAAAGAGGAUUUCCAUCAACAGGGCUGAAUAAAAAUUCCACUGAAACUGAAAUGCUGUUGAGGUGAAGAGCACCAGUGUGUAGUAAGCAGCCAAUAAAAAUAAAAGCUUUCAUUUAGAUCGCAUCAGUCCCUUGCCAUUUGUUUCCUUUUACUUUCUCACCUUUACUGUUGGCGCAGUCAGCUAUUGUUUGUAUCAUUUUUCAUCAAUGUACAAUGGAAGAAACUAAGUGAUCUGUGCAGGGAGUGAGUUUACAUGCCACAUUGUAAAAAAGAAAAUAACACAAAAAGAGCCAAUUACUGUGAUAUAAGUAUAAGUUUAUGGGUGUGAUACACCCAGUCAUAAGGGACAGGGUAUACAAUAUUUUACAGCAGAAAGGGUUAAUAAAGGAUGCCUCAUAAGGCUUUAUAAUUUUUUAGUACUAUUACAAGUUUUGCGAAUCUAGCAACAAACAUUUUUUUUUCAUUUUCUUAAUAAGAUCUCAAUCAACUUUCUUAUUCUCAUAUUUUAGAGUUUAUGUUUAGAGUUUACUGUUUUUUGAAGAACUUUUUUAAAGUGGUGCUAUUAAACUUGUAGACCUGUAGUCUUUGGGUCAUUUGCAUUUUUUUAGUUGGUCUUACUCUUAGUAUAUUCUUAAUUAUAAUUUGUUAGUAAAAUCUUGGUAUGGUCCCAAAGUGCUGGGCAGUGAAAAAAGUGAUGUGAUUUUGUCUUAGGACUUGUCGAAAAUAAUAAUUUUGUUAUAUCGGCAGAUGACUGGGCAAAAUAACCUGGUGAAAUAUACUUUAACUUUAUUUAAAUAAGAGACUUCAUUGAUUUCCCAUUCUAAAACUAAAAACCACAUUAAUGCUUCUUUGCCUUUAUUUUAAAAACUAUUUAACUAUUUUUGUUCUUAUUUCAGGCAAAUGAUGGAAAACUUGUGUGGCAAAAGUUACCAAAGGAUUUGCCGAUGUAUUAUGCCAUUGUUGGUCUUGUAACUGCUGGUGUUAUAUGGAGUGUUUUUUGUUUGAAAAAAUUUGCAUCACCACCAAAGAAUCAAUGAUGACAUGACCUAUUGUAGUUGCAGACUUCAAAAUGGUCUAGACAUAAUUAUUUUUAGAAUUGAUGAAGCAUUUAGACCAAAUACUGUUAUAUAAUGACAAACCUUGAAAUGUUAUCCAAUUAAUUAAAAUUUUGAAACUUUUUUUUAAAAAUUGUUUUGAUUAAAUUUGGUACUGGUAUUUAACUUAAUGUUUCCACUUGCUGUAUUUCAUUUUUUAAUAUGGAAACUAUUUUACUUGGAAUUUUAACUUUAAAACAGAAUAAAAAUGAUGUUCAGUUGUUUCUUUUUUAUACUUGUUGUAUAAGUUAUUCUUGAAGACAUAAAAACGAAAGAAAAAAUCUGACUUAAACUUUAACAAAAAACAAGUUUAUUGGAAAACAAGAACAGUUAUUUUUUUUUAAAUAUCAGAAUGCUUAAUAUUAUUUGCACAUACAUUACUUGCAUAAUUAUUC